Molecule: messenger RNA, 1755 nt
Organism: Bufo bufo (common toad)
Lineage: Eukaryota; Metazoa; Chordata; Amphibia; Anura; Bufonidae
Product: zona pellucida sperm-binding protein 4-like
Exons: 12
Coding region: 1-1755 (584 amino acids)
Biological process (GO): prevention of polyspermy; binding of sperm to zona pellucida
Cellular component (GO): egg coat
Molecular function (GO): structural constituent of egg coat; acrosin binding
Source: RefSeq, a predicted model, not a curated record
AUGGAGUGGUGGAAGUUGGUGGUCAUAACUGCUCAGAUACUGAGGGCUUUAGCUGACAACAGCCAUGGCCUCCAAGAACUUCCAGAGGUACAAUGUGGGGAGGAGAACAUGCAGAUCAUCGUGCCCCAGCACCUGAAGCAGAAUUCCAAGAUGAAGGUUUUAAAUAAAGAUGGAAAAAUGGAGCCUCUGAGAAAUGACCCAUCUUGUGGUAUUUGGGUGACCCAGAAAUAUGAUGGUUCUGCAAUUGUUGGAAUUUCUUAUGAUGGCUGCUAUGUGUCUCAAACUGACACCCACUUUGUGUUGACUCUUGGGCUCACUAAGAAACAAGAUGGUGAAAAGAAAGUCACUGUGAGGAAGGAGAUGACUUGUGCUGUGGGAAUCUACCAUGACUCUCCAAUUCCAAGCCAGUGUGAUUCCAUCCUAAGGCCGGACAGACUGAGCUGUACAAGUUCUCAGGACUCAUGUGCAACUAUGGGCUGCUGCUACGAUCCUGCUGACAGUAUUACUCCAUGCUACUAUGGAAACAAAGUGACUGCCCGCUGCACAUCAGACGGCCUCUUCUCCAUUGCCCUUCCAAACACCUUGACUGUGCCCCCACUGAACCUGACCUCUGUGCGACUGCUCCAAAAUGGCGGCCCAGAAUGUAAUCCAACAGCUAGCAAUGGCUAUUUCCUCCUCUACCAGUUCCCGAUUUCUGCUUGUGGAACCACCUACAAGCUGGUUGGGGACCAGGCGGUGUAUGAGAACCAGCUGGUGGCAUCCAAAACCUUGAGGACCUGGAACAGUAUAUCAAUAACCAGAGACUCCACCUUCAGAUUAUUGGUUCGCUGUAGUUUUGCAGUUAGCGGCUUACUCCCAUUGAAAGUGGAUGUAGUGACCCUACCACCCCCACCACCUGUGUCAAGUAUAGGACCUAUUAACUUUGAAUUGAGAAUCAGUUUAGAUUCCAGCUACUUCAGUUAUUAUACGGACUCUGAUUAUCCAGUGGUAAAAGUCCUGAGGGAUCCAGUGUAUGUGGAGGUCAGAAUCUUGCAGAGAAGCGACCCGAAUCUUGUCCUUGUCCUACACCAGUGCUGGUCCACGCCAUCUCCUGACCCUCUGAGCAGCAUCCAGUGGCCAAUACUUAUUGAUGGGUGUCCAUUCACUGGUGACAACUACAUGUCUGAUGUGAUUCCUGUAGCUCCAGGUUCUGCUUUACCUUUCCCUUCUUACUACUUGCGGUUUGAUGUGAAGACUUUUACCUUUGUGGAUCAGAACACAGAGAUGCCUCUUUCAGGACAGGUAUACAUUCACUGCAGCGCUUCUGCCUGUGUCCCCUCUCCAAGUGACAACUGCGCUACCGUGUGUAACAGACGUAAGUUUAGUCUACAAAUGCCCAACCUGAUUACCUCAACUAUCAUCUUUUCCUAUGCAGAACUCCAAACCCAGUACUUCUCCCCACACUGCGAUCGUGUAAAAGAUCUGUCUAUGUUAAGCAAUAAGAGUGAUGUGGUGCUGGUAUCAUCAGAUGUUCCCAUCUACUUCGACAACUCUCUGCCAGAGAUGCAGAAUGACCGGGAAGACAUCUACGGAUUCAGAAUUUCCCAGCCGGGGGCUCUCAUAAACGGAGCAGCCAUAGCCAUGGGGUUUGUGGCAGUAGUUCUUCUGACCCUGACGACUUGGGCCCUGCACAGACAACGGAAAUCCAGGUCUCUACUGAUCAGCAAGUUACCUGUGACAGAAAAGACUGUAAAUAUCAAGACCAUCUUCAGCUAA